Messenger RNA from Fibroporia radiculosa, 1965 nucleotides. RefSeq lists its product as uncharacterized. NCBI's taxonomy places the organism in Eukaryota, Fungi, Basidiomycota, Agaricomycetes, Polyporales, Fibroporiaceae. The record is from RefSeq and is a predicted model, not a curated record. The transcript is spliced from 3 exons. Bases 1 to 1965 code for a protein of 654 amino acids.
AUGCGAGCUGGAACAAGCAGUGUUUCUAAUUCAGCGCCGUCUCUAGCGGCAGCGGCAAGCCCAACGCCCGCCACCUUCACACCUCAAGGUUCUGGCGUGGACGCUUAUGCCAUGCAAUCGCCUAUAUCUGCGCAGGAACCCUUCACAAAGUCUGGUAUUCAGACCAGGCAGAAGCGUGUUCUACCGUCGCGUUCUCGAAGAGGUGGUCCCGGUGUUGGAAAUUGCGACACAGACAUUAUGAUUGUGGAGACAAUGAAAAGAAGACUUGAGGGCGAACCUUUAAUUCCGGCGAAUACCCGAUUCAUCCUUACCACAAAUUCGUCUCUGCUCCCGUCUACGUCGGAGUCAGUUCCUUUCGAGGUGGAGAUAAACAGCCAGGCAUAUAGCCGCUAUUUUGAACGCCCAGAAGUUCAGAAGGCGUAUAGAGAACAACAACUUAUUCAAACACCAGAAUUUACACAACUCGAUGAGGAUGCCAAUGUUGGUGGUCGAUUUAGACCAAGAGGCGCAGAAGACGAGUCAGCCGACAUGUCUGAUGCCGCAUACGAGAAACGUCAUCGAAAGUACGAGACGUUUGAAAAGCGACAGCGAUUACGCGAGAAAGAAAAGCUGAAGCACGAGCAGUACAAGCUAAAAGAACGUAUUGAGCAGCUGCGGGCUAUGGAUACAUCCGCGUUCCUCGUCCUCCCAUCGGCUGACUUCCCUGAAGCUUCAAUAUCCCCUACACCCAACUUUUCGUUGAACGAUGACCAAAUGUUGGAAGAACUCUCGAGUCCAAAUUCUUAUGGCUCACCCGCAUUCGUUGAAGGCGAGCGGCGACGAAAGAUUAUGCUCGACACGGCAUCAUCUUUAGAGGAACGAUAUCGUGUUCUUCUCCCUCCUGACCGGAAGUGGUUAGAGAAGAAAACUAAUCAAUCCGGUGUUACUGGUGUAUCCCUUGAGCCUGCGAUCCCCGAAAAGCAGCCCACCAAGCUAAACAUGGCUGUCGCUGAAGCAUCAGAGGAGGAUGAGGAUGAAGAGGAUGAGCUUAUCGAAUCCGACGCAGAACUUCUGGACAAGUUGAAACCCCCACCAUAUGCCGACGAAGACGGUGAGUCCGAAGUCGACUUCGAGGAACGCGAGCGCGAACGAUCUAAAGGGCUCAAGCUAAAGAUCAAGAUGCCUCCACGCACGCCGUCGCAGCUUAAGGAUGCCCUAGCGAAGCAGACUACGACGAAAAAGCAAAUAACACUCUCCCCUUUCAUGGCAAAGCAUAUGCUUUCCGGAAGUCCACGAAUGGACACGCAUUCGCCAAAGACUGCCACAUCCAUCCUCACCCUAUCAUCCGGUCCCAAACGUGUGCGUGCCGCAAACGGUAAAUUCCUACCGAAAUCAAGCUCGGGCUCCUCAGUGUCGUUGUCAGCGAAAACACCGCCACGAAAACGACCGCGAGGGGACAGCUCCACGGCGUCCACAUCUCAGGCUGCUGCGGGGCAGGCCAUUUCAUACUCCAUAUCCACUGCCAGAAGGCGGACUCCUCUUGCAGCCUCUCCAGCGAUGUCAAAACGCUAUGCCUCCCACGACGCAGGGGCAGACAAAGGAGACUAUGCAACUUGCAUGCUAGUUGUCGCCGCAGUGCGCAACUCCGCCGCUCCAAACGUACGCAAGACGCAGCGGCAUGUCACUGCUUUUGGAACCCGUGUACCGUCUGAGAUAGAGGAAAUUCGGGAUUUUUCGCUGCCAGAAUGGAUUUUUGCUCCUACAAGAUCGAGUACAUGGCAUGACGCCGGUAUCGACGAUAUGGCCGAUCCUGCAUCGCAUUAUAUGCCCCAGGCUAAUGGUGGGAAGAACAUGUUUUAUUCUACCACAGCCAGGAGCAAGAGUGUGAAGCAGGAAUCAGACAUGUCUUCUGACGCAGGUUUCUUGGAUGAUCUGGAUGAUGGCGGCGGCAACGACGAGGUCCGGAUUGCAUAUCUUAAGGAUUAA